Messenger RNA from Salvelinus fontinalis (brook trout), 3513 nucleotides. RefSeq names its product transmembrane protein 68-like. Bases 1092 to 2081 code for a protein of 329 amino acids. Gene Ontology annotation, cellular component: membrane. Gene Ontology annotation, molecular function: acyltransferase activity. Lineage: Eukaryota; Metazoa; Chordata; Actinopteri; Salmoniformes; Salmonidae. The transcript is spliced from 7 exons. The record is from RefSeq and is a predicted model, not a curated record.
UGGAUGUUCUUAGCGUUUGCUCGUGUCAAGGCUAGUUGAGGUAAUUUAUUAUUGCUAGUCUCAGGAAGUAGCUAGCUAGCUGCCCUGCUAAUGUAGAUAGCAGCUGGGUCUGGUUGUCUGCUGAUGGUGCUUUCAAGACAAAUGGGAACUCGGAAACGUACACGAGGUCAAGUCAUGACAUCAGUGAUCUUCAGGUCGGAAAGUCGGAGUUCUAGAAAGAGGCCCGAGUUUCCAAACUUUUUUUCGGAGCUCUUGGGUGACAACGUUACGAAAAUGAUCCAUCCGCAUCGAUGUGGCCCAGAAGCCGUGCGUUAUUAAGAUUCUGAGUGGUCAGAUAGCUAGUAACAAUGAAAUGAAGCUGGCAUGUGGGGAAUCGUGUUUCAUGUGAGCCUGGUAUGAUCUGUCCUCAGUACUAUUUACACUGGAAGAAAAAAGGUUUGAAAUAUCUACCAAAAAUGUUGUAACUGUAAGUCAUCCUGGAUAAGUGCUAAAUGACUAAAAUGUAAAAAUGUUUUGUUUUUUUAAUAGUUGCAGUGAAAUGUGUUAUGUUACAGGGUCAGCCAUAGUAUUAAGGCGUCCCUGGAGCAAAUGAGGGUUAAGUGCCUUGCUCAAGAGCACAUCGAAAGAUUUUUCACCUUCAGCAACAUUUCAGUUACUGUCCCAAAUCUCUAGCUGCUAGGCUACCUGCCGCCUAAAAGAUGUACAUUUUCAUUCAGUGAUAAUGCAACCAUUUGAUUACUUGCAAUUUGUGUUGCUUCUAAAGUAGCUGCACUUCAUUUAGCUAACUUGAUUGCUCAGUUUAUAAAUGCAUGCCGAUUUGUUUAUUUGAGAAUCAGCAUGGUGUGUAAAACAUUUAUACUUGAGUUUUCAUAGAUACUGUAUGGCAAAGUUGUUUUUCUAUCCGAUUCCCACUUAAACAAUGUUUGCUCUCUGUCUUUGCAGAACAAAUAUUAAUAUGAAUGUAUUAAACUGUACUGAAAUAUCACCUUGUUAGCCCUCUUCUCUCUAUUCUGUACUCCAGGCCUGCCCAUUGGCAAAUGGUAUCCUUAUUCGACUUGGCUUCCUUUGGGAGAGGCUAACUGUGUGGCAGUAUGUCAAAUGGGAACGAGUCCUGCAUGUUCAGAGAUGGAGCCGAGUUUGUGGCCUGCAUCUUCCACGCAUUUGAGGAAUGGUCAGGACUAGGACCCCUGGAAGACUAUCUGAGCUAUCUGGAGUACCUGGCCUGGGUUUUCACACCUCUGGUUGUUGUUUUCAUCCUGCCCUUCCUCAUUGUGAUCCUCCUCUACCUCUCCAUACUCUUCCUCCAUGUGUACAAACACAAGAACCAGCUCAGGGAGGCCUACUCCAACAACCUGUGGGAUGGUGCUAGGAAAACUCUGGCAACGUUGUGGGAUGGCCACGGGUUCAUAUGGCACGGAUAUGAAAUCCAUGGUAUGGAGAAGAUUCCAGAUGGAGCAGCUCUUAUAGUCUAUUAUCAUGGGGCUAUUCCCAUCGACUAUUAUUACUUUCUGGCAAAUGUUAUCAUUCAGAAGGGACGGAUUGUUCACUCAGUCGCUGAUCACUUUCUGUUCAAAGUUCCAGGGUUCAAGCUGCUGUUGGAGGUGUUUAGUGUGAUCCAUGGGCCCCAGGAAGAGUGUGUGAAGGCACUGAAAAGUGGCCACCUCCUGGGCAUCUCACCUGGAGGCGUGAGGGAGGCGCUCCUCAGUGACGAGACCUAUCCACUGCUCUGGGGGAAGAGGAAGGGCUUCGCACAAGUGGCUAUCGAUUCCAAAGUGCCAAUAAUUCCAAUGUUUACUCAAAACGUCAGGGAAGGAUUCCGAUCUCUCGGCGGGUUAAGCUUUUUCAGAUGGUCGUAUGAAAAAUUCCGCGUGCCGAUGGCCCCUGUCUAUGGGGGUUUUCCUGUGAAGUUUCGUACGUACUUAGGUGACCCCAUCCCAUAUGACCCUAACAUUAGUGCAGCAGAGUUAGCUGAAAAGACCAAACAAGCAGUUCAAGCACUCAUUGACAGACACCAAAUGAUUCCUGGGAAUGUCCUUCGAGCACUACUAGAGCGAUUCCACAGCAGGCAGAAAGAAAAAUAGCCUUUUGAAUAGCCAUAAGGAAUAGCCUUUUUUUGUUUGUUAUAUGAAGCAGUUACAUAUUUUAUGACAAACUGUUACAUAUUGAAAGUAUUAUCAUGUGAUCAGUUGAAUGGUUAACUACAGAUUUGGAUCUUAAUUUGAGCCAGUCUCCUAUAGCAGGAAAGUAAUCCUGUAGAUUAUUAUUAAUGGAAAUUUUUGUAGCGGUUGAUACAUUUUUCAAAAGGAAAAAUCUACUUUGAAAUGACAAACUUCAGAAGCCUUUUUAACCUCAAAUACACUACAAAGUUCUCCUACAACAGGCUGAUCAAAUUAAGGUCCUGAACCUAUACAUUAUUAUUGUAGGUGUAUCUUCAGGAGCUUUUUGCACUCAGAUUUUGUCACAAAACAAUACGUACCGAAGGUAUAAUACACCGUAAUUGGUUAAUGUCAAAUGUGCAUAUUGAAGAAAUUGUAUAGUGUUUUUUUUGUGCAAGUAUGUAUAUACUUUGAUUCCACAAUUGAUUUGCACACAUUGUUCUAAGUUCCACCACUGCCAACAAUUUAUAUUUAAGAGGCCUUUAUUUUGCUUAAUAACUGCAAAUAUUGAAACGAUAUAGCAAUUGCUAUAUAAGAAGCAAUAUAGGUAUGAAGACCGGGCAGCUUUAUUUCCUUUCACCUGGGUAAAAUGUUUGAAAUUUACUUAAAUAAUUGUGUAAUUUCCCCCCAAAAAUGUAUUGUGUACAUUAUGUGGAAUUAUGUAAGUAUGUACUGUAGUUGUAGCCUAUGCACCUUUUAAAUCUAUUGAGGUCCAUUAUGAAACAGGACAGAAAUGAUUUGUAAUGUUAAAAUAAAUAUAUUUUAUUAUGAGUUUUGUGUGUUACAAGUCAUUUCUGUUAUUACAAAUACUUAGUUUACUUAAGAAAUGGAAAUUGAGCAACAUACAGCUACACCAAGAUAUUUGACGUGGUUUUGAAAAAGAUAUUUUACAUUGUUCUUCCAUAAACAUGGGUACAUUUUCUGCACUAGUGUUUUAAUGUUUCGAUACAACUUUAAUCAAGUAAUUAUUUAUGGCCUAUGAAUCAAAUUGAACUAAUGUGCAAAAGUUCACUAAUGUGUAACCUAUUCUAAAACACGUUUAGUGUAUUUCUCUGUACUAAAAUGUAUUUCUCUGUACUAAAAUGUUUUGGUGGUAAGGUAUUCUGCUUACAGGACGAGCAGAGUUUUGAAUGUUGUUUGAGAUUGCUCAGUUUGUUCACAAUUCCUGGAGGAGACGGGGAAAUGUACUUUGUAGUGUGGCUAGAUGGUAGCUGUACUUUCCAUGGUUAUUGUGUAUACUUUGUCAAAUGUUAUUUUGGUUUUCAGUACAAGGAAAUUGGUACUGUGUUUAGUAGCGUAUUGUAAGGCCAUGUGUGCUGGGCACCGGUAUGACACUUAAAUAAAUCACAUCAAUACA